Molecule: messenger RNA, 158 nt
Organism: Cetraspora pellucida
Lineage: Eukaryota; Fungi; Glomeromycota; Glomeromycetes; Diversisporales; Gigasporaceae
Source: the annotation of a GenBank genome assembly
AUGAUGAAAAUUUCCUAAAUAAUACUUUAUUAAACUUAUCUUCUAAUGCUAUUACUAUUCUACUUGUUGAUUCUAAUGCUAUUACUCUUCUGCUUGUUGAUUUUAAUACUGACAUCACUUUUGCACCUGUUGAUUCUAAUGCUAGCAUCACUCUUUAG